CCGGGCGCUGUGCUGCGGGCUGCGCUGGUGGGGGGCGGCGGGCCGCGGCGCGGGCCUGGGGCCCGGCUCGUGCGGCUGGGAGGCGCUGUGGGGCGCGGGGGCGCGCGCGGCGGCCGGGGCUAUGGCCGAGGGCGGCGGGGGCGCGCGGAGAAGGGCGCCGGCGCUGCUCGAGGCGGCCCGCGCGCGCUACGAGAGCCUGCACAUCUCGGACGACGUGUUCGGCGAGUCGGGCCCGGACAGCGGCGGGAACCCCUUCUACAGCACCUCGGCCGCCUCGCGCUCCUCCUCGGCCGCCUCGUCAGAAGACGAGCGCGAGCGCCCCGGUACCCCGCGGGCCGCGGCCGCCCAGCCCCCGCCCCGCGCCGCCGACGCUGCGGAGCUCGAGGCGGAAGAGGCAGGUGCCGGCUGGAGCGCCCAGCUGUGGGACCGCCCGUCCCCGCGCUUCGAGGACACCGGAGGUCCAACAAGAAAGAUGCCCCCCAGUGCCAGUGCCAUGGACUUCUUCCAGCUUUUUGUCCCUGACAACGUCCUCAAGAACAUGGUGGUACAGACAAACAUGUAUGCCAAGAAGUUCCAGGAACGGUUUGGGAGCGACAGCACCUGGGUGGAGGUGACGCUCAUGGAGAUGAAGGCGUUUCUGGGCUACAUGAUCUCCACGAGCAUAUCCCACUGCGAGUCAGUCCUCAGCAUCUGGAGCAGUGGCUUCUACAGUAAUAGGAGUCUUGCCCUUGUUAUGAGCCAGGCCCGCUUUGAAAAGAUUCUCAAAUACUUCCACAUUGUGGCUUUCCGCUCCAGCCAGACCACACACGGGCUCUACAAGGUCCAGCCCUUCCUUGAUUCUCUGCAGAGCAGCUUUGACUCAGCCUUCAGGCCUUCCCAAACCCAGGUGCUACAUGAACCCUUGAUUGAUGAGGACCCUGUGUUCAUUGCGACAUGUACAGAGCGGGAACUGCGAAAGAGGAAAAAGCGGAAAUUCAGUCUCUGGGUUAGGCAGUGUUCUUCCACUGGCUUCAUCAUCCAGAUUUAUGUCCACCUGAAGGAAGGCGGGGGCCCAGAUGGACUGGACACACUGAAGAACAAACCACAGCUGCACAGCAUGGUAGCCCGGAACCUUUGUAGAAAUGCGACAGGCAAGAACUACAUCAUCUUCACAGGACCAAGCAUCACCAGCCUGACACUGUUUGAGGAGUUUGAAAAGCAAGGGAUUUACUGCUGCGGACUGCUCAGCUCCAGGAAGAGUGACUGCACUGGCCUGCCACUGUCUAUGCUCACGAACUCCACCACCACCCCUGUCCGGGGCCAGCACUGGAUCAAGAUGAAGGGGAAUAUGUCUCUGAUCUGCUGGUACAACAAAGGGCACUUUCGUUUCUUGACCAAUGCCUACUCUCCCAUGCAGCAAGGCGUCAUCAUCAAGAGGAAGAAUUUGGAGAUCCCCUGCCCUUUGGCUGUGGAGGCGUUUGCUGCUCACCUUAGCUACAUCUGCAGAUACGAUGACAAGUACAGCAAGUAUUUCAUUUCUCAUAAACCAAACAAGACCUGGCAACAGGUAUUCUGGUUUGCCAUCAGCAUCGCCAUCAAUAACGCCUAUAUCCUGUACAAAAUGUCAGACGCCUACCACGUGAAGAGGUACAGUCGGGCACAGUUUGGCGAGAGACUCGUGAGGGAGCUUCUGGGCCUGGAGGACACCUCUCCAACCCACUGAUGCUGCAGCCUCAGGACCCAGGCUUCAGAGAGGACCAGGUUGCAGGAGGGGUGAGAAGACGAGAGACGACCAUCUGAUCCGUCAGCCAGAGAUCUGGAGAUGUCAGGGAUAUGCACAGCCUGUGGGGGGAAGGAGGACUGGCCAGGGCAUGACGGUCAUCCUUAUUUCUACGCAAAGAAGAGACAGAGGAGCAUGUCCUCCCUCUGAGAAGAAGCCGCCCCAGUGCUUUCUGUAGACUUUAAUGCCAGCCAGUUCUGUGAGUCCCCCCCACCCCGAAGGCACUUGCAGAAGUUCCCCAUGGAGCUUAGUUCCCAGUACAGGGACCUGGGAAGGCUGCUGCAGCAGAAGGCACCAGGGACAGCUGGCACAGCAUGUUCUGGAAAUUCCCGCUCUGUGAUGAUGUGAAGACAUUUGCGACCUGGUUUACCAUUUUUACCUGCUUGGAAGCAAGCAGUUGCUGAGGCGGUGUGAGUGUGUAUAAAACCAGGGUUUUUCAACACUUGCAUUGUGUAAGCAGCUAAGGACAGUUGUCAGAGCAGAACCGCAAAUUGGGUGCCAUUAACAUGAAGGGUUGAAAUGGGCAGGUUGUCUUUCUGAUUAAUAACCCAGGCUUCCUGCUCAUCUCAUCACUUUGGCUGCUGGGUGGGGAAGAAGGAAGAAAAAACACCGCUCACAGACUUGCAGUGCAGUGUGAAGCUAUUUUUUAUUUUUAAAUAUAUCUUCAGGUUAUUUUCUUACUGUUGCUUAAGAAUCUUCUGUAAAAGGAAAAAGUCCCCCUUUUCUGCCCCCUCACCCUCCUGCCUCACCCCACCCAUUGCUUCUUGCAUGAUUGUGUUCUGUCUUCUGUGCCCUGCCUCAUGCUAGGGCCAGAAAGGGCAACUUGCUUCCAGAACAAAUAUGAUUAUGCUCCAUCAAGGGUCACAGGUGACCUGUGGACCUUGAGUUUUGUCACUAGUGUUAAGUGACAGAAUUACUUGUUUCCAAAAAUGUGUAGUUCAGCUGAAACAAACACCAGGAGGUCUGUGUGGAUGAGCCUUUACUAACUCUCCUUCAUUCAUGUGAGUACCUAGUGAUAGUUGCCUGUUUUAGACCACACCUUGAAAUCGCUAUGACUGACAUUGGUGAACCCCACGAGCAUAGUGGGCUGCCAUUUUAAGGGACGUGAUUUCCUGGGGGUCAGGUUGCUGCUCCCAUAGGGUCCCAAACUAUAUGACCAGUAGCUGGCAGCAAGGGCCUAGCUUACUUCCUAGAAUAUCUGGGGAUCUUUCCAAAGCAAGAUUCACAUGUCCAUGUGGUCACAUGACUGUAGCUAGAGCACCAGUGGUUCUGGGGAUCAUCACAGACAAGAAACAAGUAAUUUCUGGAAUGACACCACCUGCUUCAGCCCAAUUUAUGUAGCCCCCCCCAUUUUCACAAAUGCAACAUCUGUUUUACUCAGGCUUUGGGACUUUUUUCCUUGUUCACACUCAGUAAAUUAAAAGUGUUGCUGGCUGCAUGCUUCCAAAUUCCAUGUCAUUUUUGUGUAUCUGAGGUUCAUGGUGAUUAUUCUUGACCCGUGGUUCUCAUUAAAUGCCAUGAACUGUAGGCCAAAUCUUAGAUUGUUUCAAAAUACCCUUGCUGUUUCCUUUAAUUGGAUUGAGAGCACUUUUACCACAUGGAGAAAUAUAUUUUUAAUUUGUGAUGCUUUUCUACAAAGCCCACUAUUUCUGAGUUUAAUGUGUUUCCAACACUUGGGGAGACACUAAUGAAAGCUGAUGGAUUUUCUUUUCUGUCCAGAUAAAUAAAAGAAAAAAUAAAAUUCUAUUUAGAUGUUGA
Messenger RNA from Sorex araneus (European shrew), 3517 nucleotides. RefSeq names its product piggyBac transposable element derived 5 (gene PGBD5). Gene Ontology annotation, cellular component: nucleus. The record is from RefSeq and is a predicted model, not a curated record. Gene Ontology annotation, molecular function: transposase activity. Gene Ontology annotation, biological process: non-replicative DNA transposition. Lineage: Eukaryota; Metazoa; Chordata; Mammalia; Eulipotyphla; Soricidae. The coding region runs from base 122 to 1702 and encodes 526 amino acids. The transcript is spliced from 7 exons.